ACAUUUGAGAAUCUCGCUGCAGAAGGCGGGUCUUUUUACGGAACCCGUGAUUGCUGCCGGAAGUCGCAGUGUUCCGAGUACGAAGACUGCUACAGUAUAUAGUCGAAAGACAUGGCUCAUGCAGGCGUUGACUCGGAUUUUAAUAAUUCUGUUGAAAAUAUAGUAAAGCUACCACCAGAUAUUUUCGCUGAAACAUGUCAAGAAGUUUUGAGGUAUCUGGAAGGACACUCUGCUGGCAUCGAUACAGCACAGCUCCAUGAUAUUUAUUAUAAGUCAGGCAUCAGCUUUAGUUUGCUGGAUCUGGAGAUGAUUGUUAAUGUGAUUUUGUUUGCUUUCAGGACAGCUUCAAAAAACAAUUUCACUGCAGAACAACUGGUUACCUACUUGGGUGAAAGAAAUAAGAAAUGGUCAAAGUCAGCUUUACAGGUUAUUCACAAAGCUUGGAGUGAACAAGGUAGCACCAUCCUAGCUCAAGGAGAUCCAUUGAAAAUGUUUAUGGUUGGGCAGUUAGUUGAUCUUCAGUGGAAGCUUGGGAUGGCAGUUACCUCAGAUACAUGUAGGUCUCUCAAUUAUCCUUAUGUUUGUAUGACCAUGAAGAUAGCCAGUUCCUCUGGGCAUAUAACUAGCAAAUCCUUUGAAAUGACUAUCCCUCAGUUUCAGAAUUUCCACAAUCAGUUUAAGGAAAUUGCAGCUCAUCUUGAAACAGUAUAAUAUAUAUAAGAAGACUUGAUUUAAACCUUGUGAAUAAUAUUCCUCUCCAAACAAUGCAAAUUACCAGUUUAUAUUGUAGAAUUUUAUUGUCAAGGAAGUGCUCUACACAACAAACAUUACAGUAAAAAAUAGUAAAAAUAUGAGGAUUUAAUUUUCAAUAGGCUAUACUUAGUUAUUGAUUGAUUUUAUAGAUGUUACAAUUUCUGAACUGCAAAAUCAGUAAAUUUGGAAUGAACCCAAAACUUCAUGUAAGAAAAUUCUAGUAUUUUCUUUAUAUAUUGCUUUUAUUUUGAACAUAUUAAUUAUGUAACACCAUGUCAAGAUAAUUAAAGUGAAUUCAAAUAAUUAGGUUCAUGACAAUACACAUUAACUUAUUUAAAAAUAUUUUCAUAAAGCCAACCUUGGGAACUGGUAAAAUUAUAAUUUUUUUUUAAAUUAUACUUUUCAGCAGUUCUAAAUGAAGAAGGUGAGUUACAGGUGGGUGUUACACAUUUUGAUAGUGCUGUUUUAUAGAAAUAGCUAUCAUUACAUUUUAACUCUCUUAACAAGAUUACAACUCACAUUGCCAGUUAGUCUGUUUUAUUUAUAUUUAAUAGUUUUUUUUAUGUUAAUUCUCACUGAUGCUAGUUUGCAUUCAGUAAAAUGUAACUGGUAAGGAGUGUAAUAUGUCAAUAUACUUAUACCCAUAAUUAAUUAACUAUACAUUUUCUAUAAUUGUUUAUUUCCAAAUUUUUACAAAAUAUUAAAUACACAAAAUUGUUUAGCUAAUACUUGGAAAUAAUUGUAUUUCCCGAACUAGUAAAUCACUUAACCUCUCAGAUUACAUAGCUUUAUAUACUGUACAUGUAUACAAUGCACAUAAGGUCUGAAUGUUAUUUUUUUAAGUGCAGUAUUAAUAAAACAAAAUUAAUAUUCUUGGUAAAUCUAUCUGUGAGUGGUUAUUCAUGUAUUAUCAUAGGUAUACAUUGAGAAAAUGGUUUUACUUUAAGUGAUUUUAUAUAUAUAAAUAAAUAAAAACCAUUUGUCUCCAUCACAUAACAUUUCAGAAAUUUCUUCACAAAACGCAUUUUUUACCUGUCAGUUUUUUAUUGUUUUUGCACUAUAAUUAAUUAAUAUUAGUAUGUUUUUUUAAGGUAAUUUGUUUGGAUUUAAUAUUUUCUAAAUUUAAAAAUUGAUGUUUAAAGUAAAAGUUAUUUCAUUCGAUAAUAAGGUCAGAAUAUAGUUAGAACUUAACUCUGUGAUGAGUCAUAGCAGCAGGUGGGAUAUGCUAAAUUCCCAUGUUUUCUCCAUGAGUGGGACAGCAGAACCAAGAAUUUACAUUAGAUUCAGAAGUAAUGGCCAGCUAGAAAAAAGCUACAGAUUGCUGCCAUAAACAUCAUCAGACAUAGCUUGGUGGAUCCUGAUAAAGUGCUGCUACUAUCACUUAAUACUAAGCUUAAUUUAAUGAAGCAGUUAGUCAAAGCUCUAUCACUUGGAGCAUGGUUUAUUUAUUUGUGCCAGAUGUUUCCAAGUUUGUUUGAGGCUAAAUUAAACAUGGGUAUUUUUACUAGAGAUGGUAUUAGAAAAUGUAUUUCUCAAUUAAUGGUGUGAUCAAAGAAGUAAUUUUGAAGUUUUCAAGCAUCAAUAAAGAUUUCACUUAUAAAGGAUUGUGUAAAAUUUAUCAGUUAAGUUUAAGGAAUUGGGUUGAAACCUGAGUUUCAGUUUCUUUCUGAAAUUUUCAAAGUUCAGUUUUUGCAUUGAAUUUUUCCCUGAAAAUGUUGGAAUGGUGAGUGAAAAGCAAGGUGAAAUAUUCCAUAUUUAUGACAUGGAAAGAAGGUACCAGGGACAUUGGGAAGUCAGAACGAUGGUGGAUUACUGCUGCAUGACUCCUAUGGACUCACAAUUAAAAAAUGUGCACAUAAUGGACCAGAUAUCUUGGACUGAAAAAAUUAAAGUGACAAAAAUAAUGUUUUUUUACAUGUAUACCUAAAAAUGUUAGAAUUGACUUAAAACAAUAUUUUAUACAUUAAUAAAUUAUGUAAUUUGUAAUUUUCAAUUUUGUACUGUAAAUGUGAUGUGAAGGAAACAUUCUAACUGUAUUUUUGUAUUGUGUUCAUGAAUACAAAUAAAAAUAAAUACAAUUGAAACAA
Erpetoichthys calabaricus (reedfish) is the source of this 2840-nucleotide messenger RNA. RefSeq names its product COMM domain containing 6 (gene commd6). Lineage: Eukaryota; Metazoa; Chordata; Cladistia; Polypteriformes; Polypteridae. The transcript has 7 exons. Bases 112 to 711 code for a protein of 199 amino acids. The record is from RefSeq and is a predicted model, not a curated record. Gene Ontology annotation, molecular function: NF-kappaB binding.